AUGGCAUCCGUUGCCGUUAUCGCAGACUCGAUAUCAGCACUAUCAAAGUCUAUAAACCAAGUCUUCUCAGAAGCCGAAAAAUCAACUAGCGAUAAACUAGAACGCGCCCAGAACGUUGCCCAAGAUGCAAGGAACGAACGGGACGAUGCAUUGAAGGCUCUUCAUGCAGCGGAACUUGAGACACAGGAGUGGAAACAAAAAGUCAAGCAGGCAGAAAUGACUAUCACUUAUCAAAAUGAGACGGUCAGCCAACUACGACGCGAGGCCGCACAGUGGAAGGAUCAGUCGCGAAACUGGCAAGAACAUUUUCUUCGUGUCGAACAGGAGCGGUGUACUUUGUCCUCACGGCUUGAUGAGCUAGUAUCAGAACGACUUUUGCCUGCUCCAGUGGCACCUUUAACGCCCAUCUCUCGGUAUGCCGACCAUUCAGGAUCGCCCGUCGAGCAAACAAGUUCUGCUUCAGUGAAGAACAUCACCUUGUUGCCACUCAGUCCUCCCGAAGGUGACCCUCCGACUCCUCGAAAUGCGACUACGAAAGCACGAAAACCGCCCUCGACACACGCGAAACCUACCAUAAAGUCAAAGCCCCCGAUUACCGUCUUGAAGACAUCCACGACUCCAAAUCCAUUCACAGAACCAUCAACAUCCAAACGAACUGGUGCACGCACUCCCGUAAGGACGGAAACUCAGCAGCCCCGUUCGAAAGUAAUAAGACGAGUGAGGGCCGUCUUUCAUGUCAAGCAGGAAGAUGACUCAGGUGAGGAUGACCAGGAGGAGGAAGACGACGAGUUGUCCGAACAAGAAGACGCGUCUUACCGACCUCCCCGACGUCCCUCCUUGCGAGCUGUGAAGGAUGAUGACAGCGAUCUCUUUGGUGGAGAUGAGGAAGACGAUGAGGAGGAAGAUGAACUGAUGAUUGGACCUGAUGACAAUGACGAUCUAGACAAACUGCCAUCCCACAAGCGGCCACCUCCAACACCCGCCCCACCUGCGUCUCCUCCUAAAAAACGUAGGAUUUCGACUGCAACCGCUCGACCGAAGGCGACGGGAAAGAAGUCAUGA
Messenger RNA from Desarmillaria tabescens, 1062 nucleotides. RefSeq lists its product as uncharacterized. The transcript is spliced from 6 exons. Bases 1 to 1062 code for a protein of 353 amino acids. NCBI's taxonomy places the organism in Eukaryota, Fungi, Basidiomycota, Agaricomycetes, Agaricales, Physalacriaceae. The record is from RefSeq and is a predicted model, not a curated record.